CAACUCUCUUCCUACCUCAGCACCAUUGGCGCCUCUCCCUGCAAGUUACCUCGCCAUGCUCUAUCCCUUCCUUCUCCAACCCUUCAUCUCCCGCCAAAAUCCCAUCCUUUUCCUCCUCGAAGCCUCCUCAUGCAACACCCUUUCCAAGAUCAUGCAGGCUCACUCUCUAUUACUCACCUCCGGCUUUUCUCUUCACCCCUUCCCUCCCAGCAAACUCCUUCAACUCCUGCUCUCCCUCCCGUCCUCUCCUCCCCUCCUCUCCUAUGCCCAGCGCCUCUUUCACCACUCCCCUUCGCCUCCUCUCUUCUCUUACAACUCUCUCAUUAAAGCUCACUCCAACGCUUUCUCCCUCCACCUCUUUCGUUCCCUGCUUCGUGACCCAUUGGCUCCUCUUCCUAACCAGUAUACGCUCACCUUUGUGCUUGCUGCCUGCCGGCCCGAUAGUGGGUUGGAGCUUGGUGAAGCGGAGCAGGUCAGAGUACAUGCUGUUCGGCGGGGGUUUGAAACCAAUUUGUUUGUUUCGAAUGUUUUGAUAAAAUUGUAUGGGAGUUGGGGAUUGGCGGGUGACGCGGAGAAGGUUUUCUGUGAAUGUUCUAACAGAGAUUUAUUCUCGUGGAAUUCGAUGAUUGGAGUUUAUGUUGGGAGCGGGGAUGUGAUGGCUGCAAGGAAGGUGUUUGACGAAAUGCCUGACAGAGAUGUGGUUUCGUGGAGCUCGGUGAUCGCGGGAUAUGUGCAGACAGGCUGGUUCUUGGAAGCCAUGCAACUUUUCCAGAAGAUGCAGCUUGCUGGUGUUGGACCAAAUGAAUUCACCUUGUCAACUAUUCUUGCAUCUUGUGCUAAUUUGGUGGCCUUGGAUCAAGGAAGAUGGAUUCAUGCCUUCAUAAACAAAUCCAGGCUCGCGGUGAAUGAGAGGCUGCUGGCAAGUCUAAUUGACAUGUAUGCCAAAUGCGGAGAGAUAGACUUCGCAUUAGACCUGUUCAAUACAGCAGAUAGCCCAAAGCAGACUGUGCGCCCAUGGAAUGCCAUUCUCACUGGUCUUGCUAUUCAUGGUUACUCUGCUGAAGCAACACAACUCUUUCAAAGAAUGGAUCAAUCUGAUGUUGUCCCUGACAAAGUAACAUUUGUAUCUCUGCUAACCGCUUGCAGCCAUGGAAGAUUUGUAGAGAAGGGUAAACUCUACUUUGAUAUGAUGAGGAGAAGAUACACUAUUGAACCUGAGCUUGAGCACUAUGGUUGCAUGGUCGAUCUUCUUGGCCGAGCUGGGCUUUUACAAGAGGCGGAAGAUAUCAUAUCAAACAUGCCCAUGAUUCCAGACGCUGCAACAUGGGGGUCACUGCUCAGUGCCUGCCGCAUCCACAAGGACAUGGAAAGGGGAGAAAAGAUUGGAAAACUCAUCAAAGAGUUGGAGCCUAAACAUGUUGGUUGCCAUGUCUUAUUAGCUAACAUUUACUCAGGAUACGGUAGAUGGAAUGAUGCAAAAGAUGUGAGGAAGAAAAUUGAAAUGGCAGGUGAGAGAAAGAUUCCAGGCUGCAGCUCCAUUGAAGUGGAUGGGAUGUUCCACCAAUUUCUUGUGGGAGAUAGGUCUCAUCCCCAGACACAGAGCUUAUACUCAUAUUUGGAUGAGAUGGCAGUCAAAUUGAAGAUAUCUGGUUAUGUUCCAGAAGUUGGAGAAGUGUUGCUCGAUGUUGAUGUUGAAGAUAAGGAGACAGCUUUAUCAAGACACAGUGAGAAAUUAGCUGUUGCUUUUGGAUUGCUCAAUACAGGAGCAGGGAUGCCUAUUCGGAUUGUGAAGAACUUGCGAGUCUGCGUGGACUGCCAUCAUGCCAUGAAGUUGAUCUCCAAGGUGUAUAAGCGAGAAAUAAUUGUUAGGGACCGGAUUAGAUUUCACCGUUUCAAAGAUGGAUCUUGUUCUUGUGGAGAUUAUUGGUGAUUUCUUGCUUUUCUGAUAACAGAUCUGCUCAAUAAGAAAGAGUUUUUAUUGGUUACUCUUGUCAUUUAGGACAAUUCUUCCAACUUCAUAGAACCAAAGAAGGGGGGCAGUGGAAAACUUAAGCCUUUCUCUACAAGAAACUGUGUUUUGUAAGACAUAUUUUUGUUGCCCCCACCUAAAUGACAGAAAACAUGUCUUUAAAAAAGAUUCAGAGGGUUGUGUUAUCCAUAAAGCCAAAGAGAGGAGGCAUAUGGGAAUCCACAUCAAUUGAAGUUCAAAGAGAGGCAUCCUUUGGGAAAAUGUAUCAUUUGUUUAGGAAAGGAUUGGAUGAUAUUCAGAGGGUUGUGUUCUAAAUAAAUUGCUGCAACAUUUUUUUU
Messenger RNA from Phalaenopsis equestris, 2307 nucleotides. RefSeq names its product pentatricopeptide repeat-containing protein At3g62890-like. Lineage: Eukaryota; Viridiplantae; Streptophyta; Magnoliopsida; Asparagales; Orchidaceae. The coding region runs from base 56 to 1930 and encodes 624 amino acids. The transcript is spliced from 2 exons. The record is from RefSeq and is a predicted model, not a curated record. Gene Ontology annotation, molecular function: RNA binding; zinc ion binding; protein binding. Gene Ontology annotation, biological process: RNA modification.